Messenger RNA from Blepharisma stoltei, 902 nucleotides. Lineage: Eukaryota; Ciliophora; Heterotrichea; Heterotrichida; Blepharismidae. The record is from the annotation of a GenBank genome assembly.
AUGUCAAUUUCUUUGAAAAACUCACUUAAUGACCUGAGAAGAAAAUCUAUAGAAAGGCUUCAGAAUAUUAUCAACAACAAUUCAAGCAAGAAUCGAAGCUUUCUGAAACCAAAAUUUGACUUUGAAAGAAGACGCAAAAGCGUUGGAAGCCGAAACAGCUCAGCUGGAGGGUCCAGUGAAGACGAACGAAGCAAUUCCACUAAAGGCAUCAAUAUCCAGCUAAGGGCUGAAAUUCGGAAAACACUGAAAAAGAAUGACGUAAAAAUCCUAACUUCAAGAGAUUUAAAGAAUAGGCCUCCAAAACACCCAUUAAUGCUUAAGAGGCCUGAAAUCAAGCUAAAUGAUAUCAAAGAAAAUUAUGCGUGCACUUCGAAGACUACAGAGCCAGAGCUUGUACCCUCAUGCAAUUUAAACAAUUCAUGGCGGGACUCAGACCAAACUCUGCCAACAUGCCCAUCUGAUUCAAAACCAAGCUUUCCAUUUCCGAGAAGGAGUCGCAAAAUCAAGAUCCUUUCCCAAGAGAAUUUUGGUGAGAAAUACCUACCUUCUGCCCCCAGCAUCUUCCCAUCUAAUAAAAAUGCAUUUCAGUUUUCUUUACUCCUCAAGAAACAUCCUAAUUUUGAUUAAAAAGCUCUGCAACGAGCAAAAUUUUUUAUAAAAAUAUUUAAUAAAUAAUUAUAACGAAAUCUCUCUAAUUCUUUUGAAAUUAAAACGGCUUAAGACAUAAAUUUUUACUCUAAAAAAAAUUAACCCGAAUAAAUUUUUUUGGUUGCUCACGGAGGUAGGGGGAGUUAGUUAUCAAAGAGCAUGAGCUAGAAGAAUUUUAUGACGAAACUAAAUUCUUAAAAGCUUUCACAUUGGAUGAGCUCCUAACUAAUAACAAAAUAAAUUCGUUCUUAUAA